AUGACGCGUGGCAAGCAAAAGAUCGAGUCGCAGAAGCGCAACGAAGCGCGGAAUCAAAAGCCCAAGGGCUCGCAAUUAGAGGCCCGCGCCGCGGCUUUCAAGACAACAUGCCCGAUUUGUAAGGUUUUGCUUGCCAAUUACAAUCAGCUGGUUGACCACUAUGGCUCUAAACACCCUAAAGAGACGGUGGUGGUGGUGGGCGACGUGCACGGGCAGCUGCACGACGUGCUGCGACUGCUGCGACUCACGGGCGAGCCGUGCGACUCGCGCUUCUUCGUGUUCAACGGCGACUACGUGGACCGCGGCGCGUGGGGCCUGGAGACGUAUCUUCUGCUGCUGAGCUGGAAGGUGCUGUUCCCCCAGCGCGUGUAUCUGCUGCGCGGCAACCACGAGACGCUGUUCUGCGCCAUGCACUACGGCUUCCAGAACGAGAUCCGCCACAAGUUCCCCGCGCCCGCCGCGCAGCACCUCUUCCGCCGCUUCCUCGCCUGCUUCGAGUCGCACCCCCUCGCUGCCGUGAUUAACGGCGCAGUGUUCGUGUGCCAUGGGGGGUUGUUUCGAAAUCCUGAAGAAGCGGGGGGGAAGGCAAUGAGAGGGGGCGGCGGUGGGGGUGGGGGUGGUGGCGGCGGGCGGGAGAAAGGGAAAGGGAAGGGGAAGGGCGGGAAGGGGAAGGGGAAGGGGAAAGGCCGGGCGGGGGAAGGCGGGAGCGAGAAGGGCGGGACGAGGAGGAGGGGGAAGCGGGAGGUGCCAGAGGUGGAGCUAGGAACAAUCGCAGACCUGGAGGGAACGAGGAGGGGCAUUCUGGAUCCGCAUGGCACGGGGUCGCAUGCGAUAGUGGCGGAUGUGCUGUGGUCCGAUCCGGCUCUCAAGGACGAGCUGCGGCAUAAUGCCACGAGGAAUAUCGGGCUCGUGUUUGGCCCGCAGCAUACGCAGAUGUUCCUGGAAACGCACGGGCUCAAGCUGAUAGUGCGGUCGCACGAGGGGCCAGACGCGAGGGAGAAGCGGCCGGAGAUGAAACCAAUGAGCACGGGCCUCACAGUGGACCACCAGGUGCCUGCCGGCCGCCUGCUCACGCUCUUCAGCGCGCCCGACUACCCGCAGUUCCAGGCGCGCAAGCAGAGGUACAGCAACAGAGCUGCGUACUUGGUGUUUGAGGGCCCAGACUUCGUUGAACCCACCGUGCACCAUUUCGACGCCGUGCUGCCACGGCCUAAGGCAAUGGAUUUCUAUGACGACACGAACAGCUCUUUUCACUCCUGUUCCCUCUCAUCGCUCUCCCACUCCCUCAUCCCCUUCGUCUCUUCCCUCCCUUCUUCCCAGGCAACAGCCUUCUAUGAUCACAUGAAGUGCUUGGAUUCAGAUGAUGCGAUUGAACUCCUUGAAUUCCUGUUCCGUCCCGCCAUGCCUUCUAUCAUUCAUGCCUUGACGGGGGGAGCAGUGAUGGGGGCAGCAGUGACGGGGGGAGCAGCCAGGGGUCGGGCAGUGAAGGGAGUGAGGAUGAAGGGGGAGGGAGCAACCGCAGGGCAGGCACAAGCAAACGGCUGUCCCCAUCAGCUGUUGAUCGCCAUGGGUCUACUAAGCUUCCUCCUAGCGGCUCUCGUUCUCAUUUUAGGCUGCUCCUCUCGUGCCGCGUCGCAGAUCCUCGAUGCGCCUGGCGGCGCGAUGGGCGGCGACGGCGGGAUCGAACGCGCCAUGUCGCUGUAUCGGGCCUGGGAGGAUAUCUACGGCUUGAAACCCUCCAACCACCUCCCUCCCGCCAACAUCUCCCUUCCGCCCAACGUGCCCCCCGCGCCGCACCUCGAGGACUGCGCGGCGCGCACGGCGUUCCGCCAGGCGGCGGAGCAGCGCGGGGCGAACGGGGAGGACCCCGCGUGGGCGCGUCCCAGCAACUGCUGCGGCUGCAACCCGCAACCCCCUUUCCCUCUCAACCCUCUCCCGUCCCAUAGGUCACGUUGCCCCUCAUAUAACUGCCCCUAUGCCCAUCCUCUCUCCCUUCCGUCCCCCUCCCCCUUCCUUCCCCUUUCCCCCUUCCUUCCCCUUCCCCUUUCCUUCCCCUUUCCCCCUUCCUUCCCUUUCCCCCUUCCUUCCCUUUCCCCCUUCCUUCCCUGUCCCCCUUCCUUCCCCUUUCCCCCUUCCUUCCCCUUUCUCCCACCCUUCCCCCCAGGUGCGCGGAUCCGAUGCGGGCAACCUGCCUCUAACCCGCGUGGCGCAGAGAGACCUGUGGGCGCACCAGUCUCCCGCCUCCUCCUAGUCUCAAUCCCCUUCCCUUCCCCUCUCCCCACACACCCCCCGUGCUCCCCCUCCCGCCCACCCCUUCCCCAGUUCCCCGCCUCCUGCGCUGGCAAGCGCCUGCUGCUGCUCGACUGGCCCAACCCCCCCCCUCCCGACUCCGCUGCUGACGCCUCCGCUGGUGCUGCUGGUGCUGCUGGUGGUGCGGGUAGUGGUGCGGUUACCACAGGGUCGGACCUGCCGUUGCUGCUGCAGUGGGCAGCAGCGGCGCUGGGACUGGCUGUGCGGUUUGACCGCGUUCUGGUGAUCAGAGGCGCGUUCCCCCCCUCCAAACACGGCCACUGCAACGACCUCUCUGCAUCAGGCGCGCUGCGCUGCUACUUCCUCCCCUUUGUCUCCCAGGACUGCGAGCACGCGGCUCUAGACGCCACAGCAGCCAGCACACUUUCACUCCGCUCCCGGUGGGGCAAGGCGUAUCAACAGCAGGCGAGUUUGUUGGAGGUGGAGGGAGUGGUGAGGAACGACGAUGCCACGCUCAAGGCCUACUGGUGGCAGGCCCAAGCCGUGCGCUUCCUCCUGCGCUGGCCCUCGGCGCUCCUGUGCCACGCCACCAACCGCAUGCGCCACUCCGCGUACGGGCUGCGCGUCGCCACGCACCUGCUGCUCUCCCGCAACCAGCAGACCGCCAUCAUCCGCAACGUGGCCAACCCAGACGGCACGCCCGAGAACAUCAACAAGAUCAACGGCUCAGAAGAGGCCGUGGCUCUAUCCCAUCUCAACUUCACCUCUGCUUGGACUCUGCACUCCAGGGGGUGGCUCGGGGAGGGGUUUGCGGGGUGUCCUGAUGCGAGGGGUGGUGGGCUGACUGGGAGAGCGGAGGAGGAUGAUGCGUUUGCCAAGUCGGAGAAGAACAGAGGGAGGGUGGUUGUGGAUAGGGAUUACGAGGGGGUUGGGGGGGAGGUGUAUGUGAUGCGGCCAAUCGUGAGUGUGCAGCUGGCGCUGAGUGGCGACAGAGGAGGGGACGAGGGAGGGGGAGGAGGAGGGGCAGGAGGGGUGGGUGCGUCGAAGGGGUUGGUGGGGGAGGAGAGGUGGGGGUUGAUGCUGAGUGCGAUGAUGGGGUUUGUGCAUCGCUUGCGGUUGGCUGUUCCGGAUAUGAGAUACAUCUGGCUCAGCACUCUCGCUCAGUCGGUGAUAGAGGAGUCGCACCACCACCCCGACUGGACCUUCAUCCACUCGCAAAACGCCCGCUUGCAACAAGGCCAAGCGUUUGCCGAGUAUGAGAAGGCGGUGGGGUUACCAGAGGCGACUCCGCCGUUUCCGGCAUGGAUUGCGCCGACGCUGCGCCAGUGGCACGUCAGCGCGGCAUCGGGCUGCUGCAUUACGCUCGUGCUCCUAUUCUUGUACCUCUUCCUCUCGGGGAGGGACUCGUUUUCCCUCCUGCUUGCCUUCCGCGCCGGACCGCCGCGCGACUGCGACCCUCUCCAGCUCUCCCCAAUCGCCGCCCCCUGCCCCGCCGCGCCCAGCCCUCCGCAGCCCUGCGCGCACGCGGAUCCCCUAUGCUUUGCCCCCACUGACCCCUCCCCCCGCGAGCCCGCGAACCUGACCCUAUGGCGCGCGCAGCUGCGCGGAGUGGUGCUGGCGCUGCUGUACAACCGCGCGCCGCACGUCAACGCGUCCGUGGCGCUGCUGAGGCGGGUGUACGGGCGCGUGUUCCAAGACAUAGUGGUCUACUCCGACGACGCAAUCCCAGAGCUCGGCGUGCUGCCGCUGCGAGCAGCGGGGGUGGAUGGCAGCAGCAAUGCGAGCAGCACGAGCAGCAAGCGCACGCUGUGGUAUUUCGCGCACGCCACGCUGGCAGACGUCUUCCAUCGCUACCCCUCUGCGGCCGGCGUGCUCUGGUGCAACGACGACGUCAUUCUCAACUACUGGACCCUUGCCGGUGCCAAUACGUCACGCAUCUGGUUGGCCAACAACCCCACUCUCACUUACCGCUGGGUCUCCCUCUCCCCCUCGGGCCCAUUCACUCCGAACACGCCCGAUUACACCAACCUCCCCCGAAUAAGACAAAUGGUGCGCACGGCGCUGGACAGCCUGUCACCGCCCCUGCGUGCGCAGUUUGAAGAGUCGACUGUGGAGCACAAGGGGAUGUACACGAAGCGGAUAGUGGAUGUGGUGUAUGUGCCCAUGCGCCUUGCGCCUGUUAUUGCCCAGCACCUGCUGCCUGCGUUCAGUCGCGUGUACUCAGAGGUGGCCGUAGGCAACAUGCUACUGUGUGUGGAGCCCUUCUCGCAGUGGGACCCAGCGCUCGACACCAUAGUCUACCUCUGGGACGCUCAGCGCGACGAUGCCAACGCGUCCUACUCCACGCGCAUCCCCGCGCUGCACCCCUGGAAGCUCAGCACGCGCGACUCGCAGCAGCUGCUGCUGCGCCGGAUGAGAGACGCGGAUCCGUCUCUAGACGAGGUGUAUCGAGAGUUCUUUUGUGAUAGCCCCGGUACAUAG
Closterium sp. Yama58-4 is the source of this 4731-nucleotide messenger RNA. The record is from the annotation of a GenBank genome assembly. Lineage: Eukaryota; Viridiplantae; Streptophyta; Zygnematophyceae; Desmidiales; Closteriaceae.